GACAAAAAUGUGAAACUCUGUAUUCGAUCUAAAGUCUGAACCCUCCUCAGCAUGAAAAGUUGGCAUCCAAUUCCCACAUUCUAAAUCUAUCUUGUGUUCUUUUGAAUCAAUUAUGAUAUGAUCACUCUCACUCUCUCUUUCAUUGCGUUACCACAGAGACCACUGUUAUAUUCCAACAAUAAGAACUAGUCAACGGCCUCUCUAAUUCGUUCCUCAACUAUCUUUAACGUUAUCCAUAUUCUGGGUUUUGCUCUCUCUCUCUCUCUCUCUCUCUCUUUUUUUUUUUCUUUUUUUCUUUUUUCUUUUUCUUACUAAACUCUCCAAUGGGUCGUAAGCACAACGAACCAAACUCCACUCUGUCGAACCGUUUGAUUCUCCUCGUGGUGUGCUUUGCUUCGUGCGGGUUGGUCUACACCUUCCUCUCUUCAGUGCUCAGCAGAACCUCUUCCAUUUCAAAGUUUGGGACGUCGUUGGCAUUGGUUCAAGGCGAUGGUGCUGUUGGUUUGGCGGCGCAGAAUGUUGGAGGGUGUUGCAGAGGGGUUGAAAAUUCGGAGCUUUGGGGUGCAGCUGUGAAGUGGGGUUCUGAUUUCAAGUUCAACAAUUCCGAAGGGUGCUGCAACGCUUGUAAAUCCAUGUGCACUGGGAAUGAUGGGCCAUGCCUUUGUGAUACGUGGGUGUUUUGUGGAAAUCGUCAGGCUUGUGGAUCUAAGUUCGGUGAGUGUUGGUUGAAGAAACAAAAGGACAGCUUAGCUCCUGAACGGCAAGAAGGAGUGCAUGCAGGGGAAGAAGUUGGUUGGACUUCUGGUCUCAUAUUCGGAAAAGGAGAGGGUAUUAUAGGAUUGGAAACUGAAUAUGGGACUCUUCAUGUGAAACUUUUCCCUGACUGUGCCCCACAUUCUGUUGCCUACAUUCUAGGAUUGUUGGCUUUGUACCAUUGUGCAGGCUGCCAAUUUUACCGUGCAGAGAGCCGAGGUCAAUCGUGGGAUUCAGAAGGAAAACAUAUAAAGAAUGCUGCUUUUGGUCCCCCUUAUGCAUUAAUUCAAGGGAUGCUAGAAGCUCAAGGCACAACAUUCAAUGCACUUCCCGUGGAAGAUUGUCCAACUAUUAGAAGGGGCUCAGUUGCUUGGAUUGGUUCAGGCCCAGCUUUCUUUAUUAGCCUAGCUGACCAUGAAGAAUGGAAACAUGAAUACACUGUCUUUGGUUCUGUUCUUCCAGAAGAUUUGAAUAUUGCUGAGAGAAUUGCUACACUCCCCACAGUAUCUGAUGUUUGGAACAAUGUUAACGUGUCCGUUUUGGAAAAACCUGUUCCCUUGUUGCUGCGAAGAAUCAAGAAAAGUCACGAAGAUUGAAAAUUCGAAACAAGCUAUUGGUGCAUGUACAAUUGCAAUUCUUUUGGCUCCAAAGCUUAUAUAUAUUUUAUUCUGCUUUCACGUCAUGUUGAUAUAACGUUUGCUGUGACAUCUUCACUGUGUUUUUUUUUGUUUUUUUUUAUUUGGCAAUCUUCUUCACUUAUUUUAUUUUGUUUAUACUUUUUUCGGAUGAAUGUUUACCACAACUGGAAGUAAUGAAUUUUAUGUUGAGAAAGGCUUAAGAAAGGGAAU
Molecule: messenger RNA, 1601 nt
Organism: Gastrolobium bilobum
Lineage: Eukaryota; Viridiplantae; Streptophyta; Magnoliopsida; Fabales; Fabaceae
Exons: 5
Coding region: 324-1349 (341 amino acids)
Biological process (GO): protein peptidyl-prolyl isomerization
Molecular function (GO): peptidyl-prolyl cis-trans isomerase activity
Source: RefSeq, a predicted model, not a curated record